AUGGCGACCACGUCCAUACAAGCAUCAAAUCUCUUCAAUGUAGACGGCCUUGUUGCGGUAAUCACAGGAGGAGGAUCAGGAAUUGGUCUGAUGAUGGCCCGGGCCUUGGCCUUGAAUGGAGCUCUCAAAGUCUACAUUGUCGGCCGACGAAAAGAAGUCCUUGAAAAAGCCUCGAAAUCUGUCUCAACCAACAAUAUAAUACCUCUCGUUGGAGACGUCACCUCAAAAGAAGCUCUCGCCUCCAUUGUCUCGCAAAUUGCUUCUGAGGUAGGGUAUAUCAAUGUUUUGAUUGCCAAUUCAGGAACCCUCGGUCCACAACCAGCCCAGAAAAUCACCAGCGAGUCCACGGCUGCGGAUUACCAAAAAGCUUGGGGAGAAACAAGCUUUGAAGACUUUGCGGAUACAUUCAAGCUGAACACAGUGGCAGUGUGGUUCACAAUCGUUAGUUUCUUAGGACUGUUAGAUGCUGGGAAUAAGAAAGGAAACCUGGAGCAGAAGAGUCAGGUUAUUACUACCAGCAGUAUUGGAAGUUUCAACAGAAACGUGCCUGGAGGGUUCGCGUAUGGACAGAGCAAGGCAGCUACAACACAUAUGAUGAAGCAGCUGGCGACAAAUCUGGCACCGCUCGGGAUUCGAUCGAACAUUCUCGCCCCCGGAUUAUUCCCAUCAAAGCUUGCUGCAGGAAUCAUUGGGGAUGGAGUUUUCUCCAGGUCCCAGAUCCCCUUAGAGAGAGUUGGAACAGAAGAAGAUAUGGCGGGGUGUAUCAUAUUCCUUACCAGCCGAGCAGGUGCAUAUCUCACGGGGAAUGUCAUGCUCAUUGAUGGGGGGAGGUUGAGUAUGGUGCCGGCUACAUAUUGA
Messenger RNA from Hyaloscypha bicolor E, 858 nucleotides. Its product is annotated as NAD(P)-binding protein. Gene Ontology annotation, molecular function: oxidoreductase activity. NCBI's taxonomy places the organism in Eukaryota, Fungi, Ascomycota, Leotiomycetes, Helotiales, Hyaloscyphaceae. Bases 1 to 858 code for a protein of 285 amino acids. The transcript is spliced from 3 exons. The record is from RefSeq and is a predicted model, not a curated record.